Messenger RNA from Desarmillaria tabescens, 2217 nucleotides. Its product is annotated as AMP binding protein. Bases 460 to 2202 code for a protein of 580 amino acids. Gene Ontology annotation, biological process: secondary metabolic process. Lineage: Eukaryota; Fungi; Basidiomycota; Agaricomycetes; Agaricales; Physalacriaceae. The transcript has 11 exons. Gene Ontology annotation, molecular function: CoA-ligase activity. The record is from RefSeq and is a predicted model, not a curated record.
GCCCUUCCAUAUCUGAGAAACCUACAUGGCUCAUCAUGGGGAGAGAUAACCGGGACAAUGGGGCCACCGUCUUACCAAGCUACCCCAAGCCGAGGGUGUAUGGCGACACCGUCAUAUCAUGUCGUCCCUUCCCCAGCGAAUCAGGGUAUGGUGUAGGUGGAAUCAUAAAUAUAGCAUUCAUACGUCUCUGUCGUCAAAUGAGGAAUGAGGGUGGGCCAUCACGACGCUUUCCAAUGCAAUGCGUUGAACAAUGGAAUACGAAACUAGCAAGAAUAACGGCAGGUGCGGGACGCUGCUACUUAGGAACGCGAGUACUUGCCCGGAGCGGUGCCCGGUGCCGUGUUGCAAUCAAAUCUUUCGGAAAGCCGCGAUCACCCUUCACGAUUACGAGAUGCUGCAUCCCUGCAUGGUAUAAAACCAUGUCUUCGCCCUACCUCGAGUUUGCCUCCCCAAAGAACUAUGUCUACGCCAGUGAAGACCUAUCCAUCACUUUCGCGCUCUGUACCCAUCUUCUCUCACUCAAUAUUCACCCAUUUGUUGACCAAAGAUGGCGAACUCAUCGGAGGACAUGCCCCAGAGCUACCCGCGUUCACUGAUGCGCCCUCAGGAACGACGAUAAAUCGUAGACAACUGAGAGACUUCAGUCUCUCCCUUGGGCAUGGUCUCAAGAACUUAGGCGCGAAACGCGGAGAUACCGUCCUCGUGUUCUCGCCCAACUCGCUGAAUUAUCCCGUUAUUCUUCUCGGAGCUAUUUCUGCCGGCCUUCGCUGCACCCUUGCAAAUAACGCGUAUACGAGCCAUGAACUUGUUCAUCAGUACACUGACAGCGGAGCCCAUCUCGUUUUCUCGACAGAAGAUGGCCUUCCGACUGUUCGUGCGAUGUUCAAGGAAAUUGGUGUCGGUAAAGAGGGCGAGAAACGGAUCAUCGUGCUCAGCAACAGCUUGGCCUGGGCUGGCGGACCGGACGCCGCUAGCACGCCUGAAUCCGCAGGACUUCCACGCAUGGAGGACCUUCUUUCGAGCGGCUCUUUGGAAGAGGAGGAGAAAUUCGACGGGGAUCUCGCCCAUGAAACUGCAUUCCUGUGUUACAGUUCCGGAACCACAGGGAAACCCAAGGGUGUAGAGACAACACACCAGAAUCUCACCUCUGUGGUUGACAUCGUCAACGAAUCGUAUCCCCAUGAAAUCGGCGGCUCAAUGCUCGGUUUCCUCCCUUUCUAUCAUAUAUACGGCUCUGUCAUGCUUCUUUUCCUGAAUAUCAAAAUGGGCGAUCCAUGCUACAUCAUGCCUCGUUUCGACCCCGUGCAGUUCUGCAGCAAUAUCCAGAAGUAUAAAAUACCUGUCGUGCUUGUUGUUCCGCCAGUGCUCGUCUUCCUUUCUCGGCACCCUGUGGUGCAAAAAUUCGAUUUCUCUGCGCUCAAACUUUUGAUUUCCGGGGCAGCGCCGCUGGGUCCUGACUUGACGAAGCAGGUCACUGAGCGCUUCCGUUCCAUGGACGUCGACGUUGCGGUUGUGCAAGGUUUCGGCAUGACGGAAUCUUCGCCGACGACACAUCUACUCCCGAUGGCCGACGCUGAGAAGAAGACUGGUAGCAUCGGUGUUCUGCUCUCGAAUUUAGAAGCGCGUUUGGUGGACGAAGGAGUCGAUGCUGAGGAGGGUAAGCCCGGAGAACUCUGGAUUAAGGGACCAACUAUUAUGAAGGGAUACCUCAAUAACGAGGCCGCGACAAGACACACUAUAACGGAGGACGGAUGGUUCAAGACCGGCGAUGUUGCAAUCAGAGAUAAAGAAGGCCACUUCUUCAUCGUCGACAGGGUGAAGGAACUGAUCAAGUACAAGGGUUUCCAAGUUCCUCCUGCUGAGCUGGAGAGCGUCCUGUUGGGUCACCCCGAAGUUGCAGAUGCUGCCGUCAUUGGUGUGUACGACCAUAAGGAGGCCACCGAGCUCCCCAGGGCCUACGUCGUCCAUGCGCAACCCCAUAAAGUCACUACCGACGAGCUUAAAGUUGCGUUUGGUCAAGAGGUGGCGAAAUCUAUCGAAUCAAAGGUUGCUAAACACAAGUUCUUGCGUGGAGGUGUUGUCGUUAUCGACGUCGUUCCUAAAAGUGCUGCGGGAAAGAUACUCCGACGGGAGUUACGCGAGCGGGCAAAGGUAGAACUAGCGAAUGGCAUCGGGGCUAUGAGCCCUUGCCCACCCUGUUAAGGCGGACGAAUUAUU